AACGCAGCGAGACUCCGAUGAGGUUCGCUCAAUAGUCUUGCUCACAGACCUGGAUUGCAUGCCAGAGAGAAUGAGUACGUACGAGAAUUAUAUUGACGGGGCUAUGGUGCAAACAGGGGAGGUUAUAAUAGUCCCGGAGAGUCGCGCAGCACAGUUGGCUGGCUCACGUCCCCAGGAGCGAAGCCGCGGGGGCAGGGUUCGGGUUAAUGAGGAGCUCCUGGGGGUCCCACUUCAAAGAGACUUGCCGUUUGGGGAAAACGCAUUUUGUGAGGGUGAUAGGAGUAAACAGGGGCACAGAUCCGCUGACAGAAUCACUGCGGGUGUUUCACUCUCUGGAGCGCAUGUCCAGAGAAAACACUACGUUUCGGUCGGGGAUUCAAUCGGGUUUGGGGACAGUUCAAAUCCAGUUUUAUGCAGAGCGCGGGUACACGCGCAUGUAGGAGUUGGGAAACCACCAAAGGGCCGGGUUAUAGGUGCUGAUGGCGAGGAUAGAGAUCCCAGAGACAGAGAAUACUCCCGGCACAUGGUGGGGACUGUUGUGGCCGUACAGGAAAACAACGCCAACUGGAGUUUUGACAGCAGGCCAAGUUUGGAGACAGACGCACGAAAUUGUGCGGCACACGUGUAUUCAAACCGCAUCCCAAGAAACACAGAAGAGAACGUUGUAAUAAGAAAUAUUGAGAGCUAUGAACCUGACUAUGCUGGGGACGUUAGAGGUGGUCUGCAGAGUCCGACUUUUUUCCCCACUGAGUUAGAAAUAUGCGAUAUUAACGCGACAUCCUUGUGCGCCACAGAGGCCUCACUCAGGUACCCUUUAGACAGCGAAGAUGAUGAUUACUAUGAUAAUGAAAUUCUGCCCUUCUACGAAACAAUCAGACCAAAAAUUGACGAUGAGAGAGCAGAGGCUGCAGAGCUGACCCAGCCUGGCCAGGAUAAAGAACAGGCUGAUGAUAGUAACAGUGCCCAGGAAACAGACAGGCUUAGGAACCAGCUGAAAGAGGCUUAUUACCUUCUUAUCAAUGCUAUGAAUGAUAUCAACAUGGAUGUCCAGCAGAUUAGUGGUGGUUUAACCGAGCAGCAGGCCACCUCAUCAUGUAGUAGCCACUCCAGGGACAGCCUGUGCUCCAGGUUGUCUUUGAAAAACAGGGACAGUGACUCCUGGUCGUCAGGAGAGGACCAAAGCCCUCAGCAGGUGUCUGACACUGACUCACUACUGCUCUGUCUCACUGGAAAUGUAGAGACAGGACUCAAAGGCAGGCUGAACAGUAAGAGUAUGGUGAACUUGUCUUUGACCAAAAAACCUACACUGUUGCGCUCUGCUAGUGAUGGAGCUAUUAGAUAUCCAGACAUGUUCUCAGAGAGUGUUCAGGCUUGUGGAAUGCAAAGUGCAGAAAUCUGUGAUGAUAAAGAAGCUGAAGGAGCUAAAGGCACAGGAACGGGUGAGCUGUCUGAACCUCCGGUGCUUUGCAGUGCCAUCAGUAAUGAGGAGCUGCUGCAAGAUGCUGGAGGUGAGGAAGAACGGGGCAGGCAGCUAAAUGAGAGCAGUGGCUCGGUCAACAGCCUCACAGGUUCUUCGGACAGCAAUGCCGAGGCAGUAACACAUCGGGGUCAUGACAACAAGCAGGAGCUGAUUGAAGUCCAAGCACAGGUGGCCAACUCAGUCAACAAAGGCCACGGUGUCACUGUCAACAAGAUGCAAGAGUGGAUGCAUAAAGGUCGCAUGCUGUCUUCUGAAAUGAAGCAGCGCAUUGAAGGCUCAUCUUUGCUCCGCGGUGGAGGCCAAAGCCAGGACCGGUCCUGUCCUCAGGUUAACCCCGGAGGCUGUAAACCAGGGGUCCAGACAUCCAGCCGAGCGGGUAAAUCUGUCAAGGUCAAGCCACAGCAGCAGCAGCAGCAGCAGCAGCAGCAGCCAGCUUUCAUUGAAAAUGUUCAAACCCCCUGUGCUAAUAGCCGAGAGGUGGGCAGGACCAAUGAGCCUUCAUCAUGGAGGCCGCAGCUCACCACUAUCACUGUCUCCAAGAAGCGCAACUGGUUGCAGCAGAGCUCCCUUGGGAAGAAUCAGUGCACCAAGGAUGAGCUGCAGGGAAUGCUGGGAGCCGAGGAGGAGGGCAACCACGGUUCCCAUCAGGCACCUCCUCCUCCUAGUCCCUCCCCGGACCACCUGAGACCCUCAAGGGGAGCACCCCCUCGGCCGGUUCGCCUGCAGCUGCCUCAGGUCAGCGUUAGUCCAGUGACUCCUCACCCUUGUAGUGUGGACCCAGCUGAGGAAAACGAUGCAGAUGAUGAAGGGGAAAUUUGGUACAAUCCCAUACCUGAGGACGAUGACACAGACAAUUCAGAUCAACACCGGCUGCAAGUCCCUCCUCGAGCUGAACCCCAGAGGAGGCCCAGCAAAGGGACUGAUUUGGUUCACGGUGGCAGGACCCUAGAGGGAUCCGGCAGUGCUGGGCCAGAGGCCCUUGUGGAAAACCUCGGUGGUGGUUCAGGAGAUGUGAGUCAGGGGAAUGCUGUGCAUUCCACAGAGGCACUACAUAUGUACAGACAGAUGCUCGCGUGCAAACCUCAGGAGGAGGGGGGGCCUUCCAGCAACAAACCAACAGAUUGUCUUGACCUGCCCAACGCCGUCAGCUUUUCACCUCCCUCAAGCCCAAACCCGACCAAGAAGAGCAGCUCAAUCAACUGGUCCUUUCCAGACAAGAUCAAGUCCCCACGGACCGUCAGGAAGAUCUCCAUGAAGAUGAAGAAACUCCCAGAGCUCAGCCGGAAACUCAGCGUCAAGGGGACCCAAAACAGCAGUAACAGCAGCAACGGAAGCAGUCAGCUUGAACCGAGGGCCCAUUCUCCAAGAGCAAAUGGUAGCGGGUCAGAUGCCGUCUCUCAGACUUCCGGCCCUCCUCGAUUAGCUUCAUCAGGGGGCGGGCAGGCUAGCCGUAACGUGAUCUCACGCUACCACCUUGAUAGCAGUGUGUCCACACAGCAUAGCUUUUACAAGAAGAAAAGCAACGGCAGUUCAAAGUCCGCCAGUAAAGGUGGCUACCUCAGCGAUGGUGACUCGCCAGAGCUGGUGGCCAAAUCUGGUAAACACGGGUCUGCAGAGGGGAAGGGAGGGAAAGGCAAAGAGACAGAAGGAGGGGGUGGAAGCUCCAGAAUCAAUGGCACAGAGCUGGACAUUGAUGCUUUCCGUCAUUACAGCUUCACAGAGCAGCCCAAGUGCAGCCAGUACAUUUCAGGACUAAUGAGCCUGCAUUUUUAUGGUGCUGAGGACCUCAAACCUCCACGUAUUGACUCUAGAGAUGUCUACUGUGCCAUCCAGGUGGACUCAGUUAACAAAGCACGAACUGCUCUCCUCACCUGUCGAACAACCUUCUUAGAUAUGGACCACACUUUCAACAUCGAACUGGAGAAUGCCCAGCAUCUGAAGCUGGUGGUGUUCAGCUGGGAGCCCACACCCAGACGCAACCGCGUCUGCUGCCAUGGCACGGUGGUGCUGCCCGCUCUCUUCAGAGUGACACGCUCCCACCAGCUGGCGGUGAAGCUGGAGCCACGUGGGCUUAUCUACGUCAAGCUGAGCCUGAUGGAGCAAUGGCAGAACUCGCUGGACAGUGGUCCAGAUGGAGACAGGGAGCCACAGGUGUUUGGUGUGGAGGUGUGGCGGGUGGUGGAGAGGGAGAACACGGGGCUGAUGAUACCACUGCUUAUAAGCAAGUGCAUCAAUGAGAUCGAGAAGAGAGGCUGUCAGGUGGUGGGUCUCUACCGUCUGUGUGGUUCGGCAGCAGUAAAGAAGGAGCUGCGUGAGGCGUUUGAGAGAGACAGCCACGCCGUGGAGCUGUGUGAAAACACGUAUCCAGACAUAAACGUCAUCACAGGAGUACUGAAGGACUACCUGCGUGAGCUGCCCUACCCUCUCAUCACCAAGCAGCUGUAUGAGGCAGUGCUGGAGUCCAUGGCUGCGAGGCCUCUGCGGAUGGGAGCGGCGGGUUGCGAGAAUGACCAAGCCGACUCGGAGCACACAGUCAGCCUGCUGGAAAACCUGCCAGAGGUGGAGAGGAUGACACUGCGGAAGCUUCUUGAUCACCUGAAACUGGUGGCUUCCUACCAAGAAGUGAAUAAGAUGACGUGCCAGAACCUGGCGGUGUGUUUCGGCCCCGUGCUGCUCAGCCAGCGUCAGGAGGCCUCCUGCCACACCAACCGGGUCUUCAUCGACUCCGAGGAGCUGGCCAGCGCGCUACACUUCAAAAAACACAUCGAAGUACUGCACUACCUGCUGCAACUCUGGCCAGUUGUGGACCCACAUGGCCAGUCCUCUUCUCAGUCCCCAGCAGCCUGUCUGGCUGACCUGCUGUCAGCUCCUCCUCUGCGACGGAGAAAAGAGCGCCCCCAGGUGCUGAACCUCACUGGAGCAGAGAUGGCGGGUGUUCUGCGACCCAAACCGGGGCGUCUGGACAGCCCCAGCAACCGCUAUGCUGGUGACUGGAGUGGCUGUGGUGAGACCUACUUCCCUUCUGAAAUGCUGUUGCCUUCUAGCAAGGAAGAGGCAGACUAUGAUGAUGUUCCCUCAGAAGAUACUGAGGCAACUGAGGAGGUUCAGGAGAAGCACGAGGAAGCAGAAGAUGGCAUACAGCUCAAGGUUAAAUGUCCUGUGUCUGAUACCGCUGAUGAAGAGCAGCCUCAGAGAGAGGAGGUGGUAGAAGACGAGGAGGAGGAGGAGGAGGAGAAGCAAAUAGAAAGUGACAGUUCAAACAAUGGACACCCAUUAGAGGAGGAGGAGCAAGAAGAGAGGGUGUGUAACCACAUCCUGCCACCUCGGCUGCCUAAAGAGCACACUUACCAGGCCUACAUGAAGAUCCAGGAUAUCAGUCCUGUGUUGAACAACAGGGUGAACCUGAGGGACCUGCAGGAGAGCAUCGAUACUCUGAUAGGAAACCUGGAAAGAGAGCUCAACAAGAACAAGCUCAAUGUUGGAUACUGACUCUUCGAUGCACACGCAGACAUACACACCCAUGAAGCCCGACAGGUUGGGACAGAACCUAUUAUCUCUGAAGGUGCUUCAGGAUACACCCAUGGAGAUCCUGAGAUGUCACCAUGACAGUGUGGUGCACGGCAUUGCUGCCGCAAAAACCUAGAAGAUGAGAUGAUGAAAUAUAACGGGGCACUUGUGGCGUUUGUACCAUACCCAGAAACAUUCCGUAAUAUUCUCCUUUAAUUUUGUCAGCAGAUUAAACUUUAUGUUGUUUUGUUUCAGUCCAGUUCUGUGUUCCAUGUUGUUAUUGUUGCUUCUCUUCUUAUUAGAAGAACCCAUUUACCCCUCAGGGGUUUAAAAGGUGCCUUAAUUGUGUGAAGGUGGUACGUCAAGAGGAAAAUCCACCCUGAAAUAUAGCACACCACCUCCGAGGAUCUGGGCCCGGUGUGGGUAGUCAAAUAGAUAACGUGUGAAGUUAUCUUGAAGAGCUUUUCUUACACAAAAAGGCUGCAGUAUAUCAUAUUUUCAGCAGGUACAAAUACACCUUCUGUACUUUGGGGCUGUCCAAUAAAAACAGGCACAUUUAGUUACUUUCAGACCUACUUUGACCUUUGCGUGGCGGUAAAGUGUUUAGUAAAACAAAUGAAGAUCAUCGGAGGAACACGUGUACACUUUGUCUUAGGGUGGAUUUCCUUUUUAAAGGCAGCAGAGAGCUUUUCUAUUGAGGUAUAAAACACUAAAUGUUAUACAAUAAUGCACUUAAUAGGCAGACAGUAGUGUAGAUUCUCAUCGUAGUUCAUUCAGUGAAAAGGCUGGAGGAGCUGCCGCCAGUUACACCUCCUCUUUGUUCAAAGUCAUGCAUGUACUCACAGCUAUACACACAUUCUCAACAGUUUUUGAUCGUAAGCAGAAUUCUUAUGUUUCACGUGGCAUUGCAAGUGUUUGGUAAAUUCAUUUUCUUGCCCAGAAUGAGAUGAAAAGAUUGGUACCACUGUCAUGUCUGUAUAUGAAUAUAAGCUAGAGUCCGAAAGCAUGUGAGGGCCUGGUGCUGUCCACCUCUUCAUAUUUGAGACUCUUUCUUGGAUGUCUGCCACUGUGAUGGUUUCUGGAGCCUGUUCAGGGAGGUUGCUGUGGUCUGCUCUUAGGUCCACUAGCCA
Messenger RNA from Archocentrus centrarchus (flier cichlid), 6117 nucleotides. It is a transcript of the gene syde2, whose product is annotated as synapse defective 1, Rho GTPase, homolog 2 (C. elegans). NCBI's taxonomy places the organism in Eukaryota, Metazoa, Chordata, Actinopteri, Cichliformes, Cichlidae. Gene Ontology annotation, molecular function: GTPase activator activity. The transcript has 8 exons. The record is from RefSeq and is a predicted model, not a curated record. Gene Ontology annotation, biological process: regulation of Ras protein signal transduction; cell migration; signal transduction. Gene Ontology annotation, cellular component: synaptic membrane. Bases 59 to 4969 code for a protein of 1636 amino acids.